Owenia fusiformis is the source of this 2240-nucleotide messenger RNA. Lineage: Eukaryota; Metazoa; Annelida; Polychaeta; Sabellida; Oweniidae. The record is from the annotation of a GenBank genome assembly.
AUUUCACAUCCGGGUUCUGCAUUCCAAAUUUAUUUUCGAAAAUAUCUGCAAAUAUGAAAACAUUGGCAAUUUAUUAGGGAACAAAAAUGACUGAGCAACUUAAGUAUAUCGUUAAUGAGCUGAACAAGCCUCCAUUCUCAAAGAGCUACAAUCUUAUCAGCUUCGAUUCUCUGGAGUCUCUGCAACUUCUCCAAGUUUUAAAUGAUGUAUUGGCUGAUAUUGAUAUCAAGCAUAAAAUUGACAUCAGAGAGGAGAGUGCCGAUCAAACAGCUGUCAGAAUAUUUGGAGUUUUACGUAUCCUGAAAUACAAACCACCAACAGAUGCCAGUAAUUUGACUGUAUUCAGACAAGGCUUAGUGGUAGGAGACAAGCCAGUAGUGUAUCCUAUACUAGAAUGGUUGCUACACAGAAUCCCAGAUCUGAAGAAGAGGGCCUACUUGGCUAAAUACCUUGUGAAGAUAGAUGUUCCUCAGGAAAUCCUGCAAGAUGAUGCUGUUAAUGACCUUUAUAUACAGUAUGAAGAUCUCAUUGAGCAAUUCAAGCAGGUCCACAAAGAAUCCGAGACUGCUAAGAACAGUGGCUUUAACCCUUCAGAUAUCAAGAAGGACAUUGCCUCAAUGGAAGAUGAACGGGAGCAGUUAAUGAAAAGAGUAGAGAGACUCAAAAGAAAGGUGGAGAGCCAACCCAACACUGGUCCUAUGUUAGCUGUUGCCAGGGACCUCAGAGCAGAGAGGGAGAAAGAAAACAAACUAAAUCAACAGAAACAAGAGCAGAGGAAUGCACUGGUCCAAGCAGAGCAAAGAUGUCAAAGGUUAAACAACCAAUUGAAGGACAUGAGAAAUGCUGCUAUUGGUGCAACACCAGAAGGCUUAAUACAACGUCUUGAAGAAGAGACUAAAGUGAACAGCUACAUGGUGAAUGAGAAACUCCCUAAAGAGAUCCAGAUGAAGAGAAAAUACACCCAGGAUUUACAGAGAGUUGUAUCUGAGCCUGCCAUGGGUCAGUCUGACCUUGAUCAACUGACCAAUAAGAUAAAUGAUUUCAACGCUGAGAUCAACCAGCUUGUGGAGAAGAGGAUGAGAAGUGGUGACCCUACAGUUGACAGAGUGGCUAUGUUUAGACAGCAGGCGGUGAUUAUAGGACGCAAGAAAGAGGCAGCUGCAGACAACCUCGCUGAGGCAAGAGAAGAAUUAGCACAGGCAGAGCAAGAGAUAGAAGAAAAACGCAAGACUGUUAAAGAUAGUGACGGGGGAGAAGUCCUUAAAGGAGAUGAUUUUAAACGCUACGUGAACAAGCUGAGAGGGAAAAGCACCAUCUAUAAAAAGAAACGCCAGGAGCUAGCGGAACUGAGGGCGGAGCAUGGAGUCCUAACGAGAACUGAGGAGAUUUUGAAAUCCAGGGAUGACCAAAUCAAUGACCACUUGGCUGCAAUUGAGUCCAAGAAAGGAGUGUCUGGAUUUCGAGAUACAAAAGAAGAGCUGGAAAAAGUAUCAACUCUGAAGUCUGAGCUUGAUGAAAUGAAAGGUAAAACUCUUGAAGACAUCAGUCACAUGGUAAACAACCUUACUGUGAAAAUACAGGACAAGAAAACAUCCCUGGCCCCCAUUAUUAAAGAAUUAAGACCCCUUAGGCAAAGAUCACAGGAGCUGAGUAGUCAACAUGAAGAGAAAAAGUCCGCUUAUGAUACAUGUGCUGCUGGACUUGAAAGCAACAGAUCAAAGCUGGAACAGGAGGUGAGAGUGCUACGUGAAGAAGUGAACGCUGAAGAGAGUCGCUACCACUACCUUAACUGUAUGAAAGGCAUGCUAGAGGUACAACAACAGAAGAUUGCAGAUGAGAUGAAGUCCUACGUAUCCCAUGAUUCUACGGAGAAGAAAAAAUCUUAUAGGGAGCAAUACUCUAAAAAGAUACAAGAGCAGGAAAACCUCGGUAAAAGUCUACGGGAAAAACAAAAAUAUGUUCGGGAAAAUCACACAGGUUCUAUGGGUCAGAUGAAACAGUGGAAAGAUAUCGAACGUAUUAUGCAAAUGAAGCAGUCUUGUAUCAACCCAGAUGGAAGAGGCGGAAGUGGGAACAACAGUGGAAAUACCAUGUCAUUUGAUCAAGGCGGAGGAAGUGACAGAAUGGUUUUAAAUUGAUAUUGAACAAUAUGGAACAUAUACAUGUGAUGAUUGAUUGAAAGAAAAGACUGUUUAAAGAUGUCACUGAUGGAUAUAAUUUUAUGUCACCACCAAAAAGUG